GGCGCCAUGGCGGCGGGCGAGGCGGCGGCGGCGGCGGAGGCGGCGGCAGCAGCAGCAGGUCCCAGCCCCCUGAGCCCGGGUCUGCGCGCUGCCCCCGGGGGCCCCGCCGGCCCGGGGGGCGGCCUGGAGCCGCGGAAGAAGAGGAAGAAGCACAGCAUUGCAUCCAUCAAUCUGACCAGCUGCAAGUAUGACAGUGUGCGGCGUGCUGCACAAAGGUGUGGGCUGAAAGAAGUGGGAGAAAAUGAGGACUGGACAAUAUAUUGGACUGACUACUCAGUCUCUCUGGAGCGUGUCAUGGAAUUGAAACGGUUUCAGAAAAUCAACCAUUUUCCAGGCAUGACAGAGAUCUGCCGUAAGGACUUGUUGGCUCGCAAUCUUAACCGCAUGCUCAAACUCUUCCCCAAGGAGUACAGUAUUUUUCCCCGUACUUGGUGCCUGCCAGCUGACUAUGGAGAUUUCCAGGCCUAUAGUCGUGUGAGGAAAAAUAGAACGUUCAUCUGCAAGCCAGACAGCGGCUGCCAAGGGAGAGGUAUCUUCAUAACACAUAACCCAAAGGAUAUCAAGCAUGGAGAGCAUAUGAUUUGUCAGCAGUAUAUCUCUAAGCCUUUCCUUAUUGAUGGCUUCAAAUUUGACAUGCGUAUCUAUGUGCUGGUCACAUCCUGUGACCCGCUGAAGAUUUUUGUCUACAAGGAGGGUCUGGCCCGGUUUGCUACCAUGAGGAAACUGUCCACCCUGAACGCCUGGAUGAUGGAUAACAGCUACAACACAAAGAAACUCUGGGAAGAUAUCGAAGAUAUUGUUAUAAAGACCCUUAUUUCAGCUCACCCUGUUGUGAAGCACAAUUACCAAAGCUGCUUUCCUAACCACACUACUGGCUGUGCCUGCUUUGAGAUACUGGGUUUUGAUAUUUUGCUAGAUAGAAAGUUGAAACCGUGGCUACUAGAGGUGAAUCACUCUCCCAGCUUCACUACAGACUCAUGCCUGGACCGUGAAGUGAAGGAUGCUCUUCUCUGUGAUACCAUCAACCUGAUAAAUGUGCAUGCCUGUGACAAAAGGAAGGUGCUGGAGGAAGACAAGCAGCGGGUAAAGGAACGACUCCUUCGGGCCCAUCAGACUGCCCAUGUAUCCAGACGCGAGGAGUUAGAGAGCAACCAGGCUGCCUGGCUGGCUCAGGCAGAGAAGUAUGAGAACUCCCACCUGGGAGGUUACCGGCGCAUUUACCCAGCACGUGGAACAGACAAGUAUGAGCCAUUUUUCAAGCAAAGUGGCUCCCUCUUCCAGGAAACAGCAGCAUCCAAAGCACGAGAGCAGUGCGCCAGGCAGCAACUGGAAGAAAUUCGCUUGAAGAAAGAAGAGUGGGAAGUUGUUACUGGGAAAAAGAAGAAAAAGGAGAGAAAAGAAAUCCUGCAAGGAGAAUCAGCUGGGGAGAAAUCCCAGAUCCAUAACAAAACCAGAGCUCCUACAACCCAGCUCAUCUACAGAAGCACCAGGAUGUGGGACAGAAAGAUGCAACAAAUGCAGUAUGACUCUAUGCAACCCCAGGAUAUUGUGGAAAAGGAGGAGCAGAAAAGAGUGAAGGCUCUUCUGCAGCGUGAGAACCUCAUCCGAGGUCUAGGCAUCAUAGAUCAGCUCUCCUGGCUGAUCCCCACAAUUCAUAGAUCAACGGACAACCACGGCUCCUGCACUGUUGUCUCCAACAACCAGCCGCAGUUCGUUCGGCAUACGUUCAGGGGACGGGAGGCCCACAGUUUAAUGACAGUCAUCCCCCUCUCACUCCUGGGAGGUGCAGUCCCGGCUUCAGGACAACAGAUCAUACGCAAGCCUACAGCCAAGGCCCAGCUGCCGGCCAGCCAGAGCUUUGAUCCUACCACCUCGGGCUCCCUCUCAGUCCGGGGCCAGAGCGUUCCUUACCAGGAACACUGCAAGAUGCAGCGUUGCCUCCAGCCACAGAACACCAGCUGGCUGCGGAGCCAGGCAGCGCUGGCUGCCGGCGUUACCAAACCCUGCACCAAACCUGCGGUGCUGCAGGUGAGAGGCCAGCGGUUCUCUGGUGCCACAAACGAGACUGAAGGCUGUGAGUACACGAUCUGAAAGCCUGCCAUUCCUUUAAAUGUGCCCCUCUCUCUAGGUGCCCCUCUGGACCAUUUGGGGGAACUUGAAUUAGCUGGCUCCCGUGGCUGCCUAGCUCUCCUGCUGCCGUCGGUAUGUUUGUUAAAAUGUGCAUCCUUCUGUUUGAUCAUAAGAGACCAGCAAAGACCCAUCUUA
Messenger RNA from Dromaius novaehollandiae (emu), 2265 nucleotides. It is a transcript of the gene TTLL13, whose product is annotated as tubulin tyrosine ligase like 13. Gene Ontology annotation, molecular function: tubulin-glutamic acid ligase activity; tubulin binding. The coding region runs from base 7 to 2091 and encodes 694 amino acids. The transcript is spliced from 12 exons. The record is from RefSeq and is a predicted model, not a curated record. Gene Ontology annotation, biological process: microtubule cytoskeleton organization; protein polyglutamylation. Gene Ontology annotation, cellular component: cilium. NCBI's taxonomy places the organism in Eukaryota, Metazoa, Chordata, Aves, Casuariiformes, Dromaiidae.